This is a messenger RNA of Solanum verrucosum, 1353 nucleotides long. RefSeq lists its product as uncharacterized. The transcript is spliced from 2 exons. Lineage: Eukaryota; Viridiplantae; Streptophyta; Magnoliopsida; Solanales; Solanaceae. The record is from RefSeq and is a predicted model, not a curated record. Bases 1 to 1353 code for a protein of 450 amino acids.
AUGGAUCCUAAUAAGCAAUGGAUGCAACUAGUGGACCAUCGGCUCGAUGAAACCUAUUUAGUAGGCGUGCAAAUAUUUUUGGAUUAUGCUUUUGAAAGAACAGGAGAAGAAUAUGAAAUACGAUGUCCAUGUGUCAAAUGUUACAAUACAAAUUUAGGAACUCGUAAAACGGUUGAGACACAUUUGCAAGUAUUUGGAAUAAUUAAGAACUAUACUUUUUGGUAUUACCAUGGAGAACGUUUGGGUGAGCCAUUGUCGGAAUCUGAAUCCAAAUUUGAAUUUGCAUUUGGAGAUGGUGUUGAAGUAGAAGAAUGUGAGAGUGAGGAUGAAGUAGAAGAACUAUUGAGAGAUUUAUACCCUAAUCUUGAUGGAGGAACUACACACGCUAAUGGUGAUGAUUUACUUGAGGAAGAACCAAAUGUUGAAGCAAAAAGAUUUUACAGCCUAUUGAAGGAUUUCGAGCAGCCACUAUAUCAAAAUUCCAAAGCUUCAAAGCUUUCCUCUUUGAUUAAAUUGCUUCACAUCAAAAGUAUGGGUUGUUGGAGUAAUGUGUCAUUUACAAUGUUAUUGAAAAUGUUGAAAGAGUUGUUGCCUGAUGGCGCUAAUUUGCCAAACUCAUACUAUGAGGCAAAGAAGAUAAUCAAAGAACUCGGCCUUUCUUAUAACAAGAUUGAUGCUUGUACUAAUGAUUGCAUGUUAUACUGGAAGGAGGAUAGCCAACUCGAUUCUUGGAAAAAGUCAUUUGAUGAAAUUCAUCCUUCAUUUGCGGUCGAGCCUCAUAAUGUUCGACUUGGACUUGCUAGUGAUGGAUUUCAGCCAUUCCGAAAUUCAAAAACCUCACAUAGCAUUUGGCAUGUGGUUCUUAUUCCUUAUAAUUUACCACUUUGGUUGUGCAUGAAACAAGAAAAAAUUAUUUUUUCAAUGCUUAUUCCUGGUCCAAAUGGCCCAGGAAAUGCAAUUGAUACAUAUCUUCAGCCUUUAAUAGAGGAAUUGAAGGAAUUGUGGGAGGUUGGUAUUGAGACCUAUGAUGCGUUAGCUAAAAAGAAUUUUAAGUUGCAUGCUUCUUUGUUGUGGACCAUCAAUGACUUUCCAGCAUAUGGAAAUUUAUCUGGAUGGAAUACAAAAGGAAUAUUGGCAUGUCCAUGUUGCAAUAAAGACACUUCAUCAACUCUAUUGUCUAAUGGUAAGAAGCAGUGUUAUAUGGGUCAUCGACGUUACCUUCCUCAUAAUCACAAAUGGAGGAAUGAGAAGAAGUCAUUUGAUGGUACAGAGGAGAGAAGACCCCCAUCACAAAUGCAUUCUGGUAUUGAGAUACUUAAUCAAGUGCAGGAUCUUGAAGGGCUACAAUUAUAA